ACGACAUCAUUGAUCAAUCGUUAGCAGACCGUACUGCAGAUCUGAACGUUAAGAGAUACGCGUGCGAACGAAUAAAUUUAAUUAAAUUAAUAAAAAUAUAUAAUUAAAAUAUACGAAUAAAACGUUAAUAACGAAAAGUAAUGAAAUACGCCAUAUUUUAAGCGAUUUUAAUUAAAUAUAAUCUAUUAGUUGCAAUAUAUUUUAAUAUUGUUAAAAUAGUGUAUUGUUUUAAAAAAGAUUAAUAAAAAACAAUGUCGGACUUUCAAACAAAACAAGAUUAUGCACGUCAAUUACGAUAUGCUCGCUCAAAAUUUCGACGCAUCAACUCUUUGGACCUAAUACCAGAAAAUCCCAGCCAAGAGGAAUCAGAUGAUGAGGAUUUAUAUACACCUACCAUAAGCCGUUCGAAUACGGGUAUAAAUAAGGAACUACUUAAUAAGGCAAAUUUGCCCCCCCAACCAUUUGGCAAACGCGUACGUGGAAUUUUGCUAUUCUGGCCCAAUCUCUUAGUGAAUCUUAUUGUUUUGCUACUACGUUAUUUGCUAUAUAUACCACUUUCGAUUGCAGCCCCUAGUUUUUGGCUGUCGGCUUUGUUAUGGAUUUUCUGGAAACUUUUACGUAUACCGGUUGAGCUAUUUAAAUGGAUAUUUAGUACGGAGGCAGCUUCUAAUCCAGAGUUGGGUUCACAAAACAAACGCACUAUACUCAUAAGUUGUGGAAGUACUAUACAGACUUUACAUUUGGCCCGUAAUUUUUAUUCUUCGGGAGCAAGAGUUGUUGUUUUUGAAUUUGAUGGUUUAUUUGGUUUAGCACGUUUUUCAACGGCUGUGGAUAAGUUUUAUGCUGUACCCAAACCAAAUCCACACAAUGUGGACAAUUAUAUAACUGCCCUUUGUCAUAUUGUGCGCAAGGAGAAACCCUCGGUUUAUAUACCGGUCUGUGCCACCAGCCCGGCCUAUUAUGAUGCUGUAGCUAAGCCUCAUUUGGAAUUAUUGGGUUGUGCUACAUUCAUGACUGGAGUACAGGAAACUUUAAUACUAGACGACUGCCUGCAAUUCUAUCAACGUUGCGCAGCGCAAAAUAUUGAACUACCGCCCUAUGUGGCCCUAUCCUCGGCCCGUGAAUUAUGGGAAUUGUAUGAACAGGGUUUUAUACGCCAAUUUCGUAAUAUUUUGGUGGCAGUGGGCAUGCAAGGAAUACUGGAACGUUUUAAAUACAUGUUGCCUCGUCAAAGACGCGAUUUACGUUUCUCUCAUGAAAUCAGUGAACGUCAACAAUGGCUGGUGGUAAGAGAUGUGCCCGGAGAACAAUAUGUUACUUGUACUACUGUUAAAAACUCGCAAGUUGUAGCAAAUGUUACAUGUCGUGUGGAACAGGAUACAAAGAAUCUUGUACCCGUUACUUCAUCAGUAGUCACCACUGCCAGUGAUGCCUCCCUUAUAGACAACUGGCUUAAGACUUUCUUUGCCAAGGUACGUUUCCAGCGUCCCAUCAACUGCCAUAUAAGUUUUCGUUUAAUUAAAUGUCAAGCCACUGGACAAUUUCUACCAUUGGGCAUACGUUUGGGUGUUUCUUUGCCCUAUAUCUGCUACAAUCGUUCACAUGCUCAGAUUUUAUGUCGUACUAUGAAAUGCGUACACAUGUUACCCCUAAGUCUGGUGGCAUCCAAUGAGGAAGACACUUCGCUGGCAUCUUUGACAGCCCAAUGGUGUUCUCUGGAGGCCACAAGUGCUAGUGCUGCUUUGGAUAAACGAGAAGCCUUAUUUACCUAUUGGGAUCCUUUGCCCUAUUGCGCCUAUUAUCAUUUCCAAUUACCUUUGGAAUCAGUAAAAACAUUCCUACAAAAAAGAAGACACAAAACGAAAGCCAAAACACCACGUCUUACCAUACCCCCGGUACACUGAGAGAACAAGUUUUGAAAGUCGUUCAAAACGGUCUUUUUCAAAUAAUAAUGAAAAAACGACGUUGGAGAAUAGUUUCAUAUAUAAAUUACUUUGUUUCAGAGAGAGAAUAUUAUAGACUGAUAUUGUUUUGAGUUUUGUUAUAUCAUAAUUGUUUCGAGCAAUAAUUUUUCGUUAAUUGUUUGGAACUUCAAAAGAAUUUUUAUAUAUUAUUUUUUACAUAUUACAAUUAUUAUUUAUAAGUUGAAUUAAUUUUUUUUAAUAAAAUACUUGUAGGUACAUAUGUGUACUUAUAAAUAUGUACAACGAAUCAAUAUAUUGUAUUUACCCAAAAUAUA
This is a messenger RNA of Lucilia cuprina (Australian sheep blowfly), 2239 nucleotides long. RefSeq lists its product as uncharacterized. The coding region runs from base 252 to 1904 and encodes 550 amino acids. The record is from RefSeq and is a predicted model, not a curated record. NCBI's taxonomy places the organism in Eukaryota, Metazoa, Arthropoda, Insecta, Diptera, Calliphoridae. The transcript has a single exon.